AUGACCCCAAUCCAUCCAUUUUUACACACGCCUGAAGCCUCUUGUUUUUAUUUUUCUACUUCCCAAUGGAAAUCGACUUGUGAUCUAGACGAAGAUUUAAACAGUUCAACUGAUGGUGUAAUACCGUUAACGCAAGGAAUAUCAGCAUUUCGUCGCAAAUCCUCGUCUCUAAUUAAUAAACCUCAAAUGUUAUCACACAGUAGUACAGCUAGUUCAUAUGUCUCCUUGCCUGCAUCAAAUAAUGGUUUAAAUCAAACGAAAAGUAACAAUUAUACUAAUAAUAAGCAUGGUUUUGACCGACAAACAGUGCCGACACGUCCUACAGCCACAUCACUUCCACAAUCAUCUAGAAACAGCAUGCAUUUUGAAACAAUUAAUGAUAAAAGUGUAGACGAUAAUUUCCACCGAAGACGUGCAUCAGCUUUUUCUACACCAUCUUCUAGUAAUAUGACAUUAACAUUUUUAAAGGAUUUCAACAAUAAACGAACUGGUGCUAUCCAGUCUGAUCAACUUCCUCAAAUUAGUAAGACCACUUCAAAGCAUCAACGUGAUACAUCUUCACGCAAAAGUGAUGAGCCGUUGACUGCUGAUUCGAAUCCAACACUAACAGCUGAUCCUAACUCUUGUGAUAUCGAUAUAAAAACAGAGGAAAACACUGUAACUUCUCGUCCCGGUUCAAUUCACCUUGAUUCAAGUACAAAUGGUUCACCAAAAUCUAAAAUUCCGUUACCUCAACGGAAUUCACUAGCUGAUAGUUCAAGUCAUCAUCGAAUAGAUGAUUCAAACAACACUGUCAAUACCACUAUCAACAAUGAUGUCGACGAAAAUGACAAUAAGGAAAAGGAUUUCAAUAAUAAUAAUAAUAAUAAUAACAAUAAUGACAAUGAUGAAUCUAGGUGA
Molecule: messenger RNA, 900 nt
Organism: Trichobilharzia szidati
Lineage: Eukaryota; Metazoa; Platyhelminthes; Trematoda; Strigeidida; Schistosomatidae
Source: the annotation of a GenBank genome assembly